AUGCUCUUCAUAUUAUUGAGCUUAUUUUACGGAACAUUGAGAUGCUACCCGCCGACAUUUCAUCCAAUUCAUAAAUGGGAACUUGAAGAUAAACGCACUUUAAUUCUUAACCUCAAAGAAAUAUUCUGUUCUCAACCUGGGCGCUUUGGACAAACUGAAAUGUCACAUAUUGCAACUAUUUCCGAUGGCACCAAUACCGUUGAUUUUACUAAAGCAUCUGGCAAAGUUAAACUUGCAGAUGGAAGAAUCGCUUUUGUUAGUGAUGACAAUUAUUUGCAAAUCAUUGGAAGCACUUCUAAAUCAUAUGAACUAGGUAUAACCAGCUAUGAAUCUUAA
Messenger RNA from Trichomonas vaginalis G3, 336 nucleotides. RefSeq lists its product as uncharacterized. The coding region runs from base 1 to 336 and encodes 111 amino acids. The record is from RefSeq and is a predicted model, not a curated record. Lineage: Eukaryota; Parabasalia; Trichomonadida; Trichomonadidae. The transcript has a single exon.